AAAUGUCAUAACAAAUACACGUUGAAUUUUUGUGGUUGUAUCCUUUGAUUGUAUCAAUAAAUGUUUUAAAAUAAAAUGGGUAAGAGACGAUAUAAUGCAAAGGCUCGGCAAGUGGUGAAAACGAAUAUCGAUAAUUCUCAAACAAAUGAGAUAAAACUUGAAUUUGAAACCAACGAGUAUGGGUCUACUGAUACUAGUAAUUUAUUGGCACUGCCUUCAACAAAACGAAACACAAAAAUUGUAUCUGAUAAGAAGGAAAAAAUCAAAUUCUUGUCUAAAGCUCAUAGGAAGAGACUAGAAAAAAUUGUUGAUAAGAAGAAAAAGAAAGAAAAUAGAGCAGCUUUACUAGAGUCCUUAUCAAAAGUACAAGCGACACCGGAGGAAAUACAACGUUUGACGACAAUUUCAACUGUUCAAACUCUUGGGUUACGUAAACUGAAUGAAUAUAAAUCUGAAGAAGUAGUACAUAAUGCAGAACUCCCUCAACAGAAGAAAUUUAGUAGUAUAGCAGGUGCAAAGAAGAGGCUUAGGCUAUUACGAAUGGAUAAAACAGAUGGUUAUAAGAAAAAGAAGUAUGAUCCUAAUGUUAUCGGUCUUGAAGAUUCAACUGAUAAUGAAUCUGAUUCUGAAACAAGCGAUACAUCACUUGCUGAAGAAAGUAAUUCAUCACCAGUCAAAGACAGUGAUCAAAUUAAAAACGAUAGUGAAAAUAAUUUAAAUACAGAAGAUAAAAACAAAAAAGAAGUUAUUGAUAUAUCUGAAGAAAAUACUGAAAAUAAAGAAAGCAAAUUAAAAACAAUAAACAAUAAUGUAAAUAAUUUUAAAACAACAAAAAAAAUUAUUUUUGAUAAUGAUAAAGUAAACAAAGAUGUAAAACCACAACUUGACUGUCCUAAAACGCGUGUUGAAAUAAAAAGGGAUCCUAAAGUGCAAGUGGCGAGGUUGAAACUACCAAUUUUAGGUGAAGAACAGAGAAUAAUGGAAAUAAUAAAUGAAAACGAAAUUAUCAUAGUGGCCGGAGAAACAGGUAGCGGUAAAACAACACAAAUACCUCAGUUUCUAUAUGAGGCCGGAUAUGCUGAAAGUAAAAUGAUAGCAGUGACUGAACCGAGAAGAGUAGCAACCGUAGCGAUGUCAAAGAGAGUUGCUCAUGAAUUGGGUUUGACAAGUAAAGAAGUGUCAUACUUGAUGCGUUUCGAGGGAAAUGUUACUAAGGACACCAAAAUUAAGUUUAUGACUGAUGGUGUUCUCCUCAAAGAAGUCCAAACCGAUUUCCUUCUAAGCAAAUAUUCAGUGGUAAUAAUCGACGAAGCUCAUGAACGCAGUGUCUAUACGGAUAUAUUGCUGGGAUUGUUAUCGAGAAUCGUCCCUUUGAGAAGGAAAAGGGGCAGUACAUUGAGAUUAAUUAUCAUGUCAGCCACACUAAGGGUUGAAGAUUUCACCGAAAACACAAGAUUGUUUAAAACACCUCCUCCAACGGUUAAGGUGGAGGCUCGACAAUUUCCUGUAACGAUACACUUCAAUAAAAACACUUACAGCGAUUAUUUGAAAGAAGCGUACAAAAAAACUGUGAAAAUACACACGAGACUCCCGGAAGGUGGCAUACUUAUCUUUGUUACGGGACAACAAGAGGUAAAUUACUUAGUACGUAAACUAAAGGCAACCUUCCCAUAUCGCAAAGACGUGAACUACUCUAAGCUUAUAACAAAGAAGAUUAAUAAAGAAGUUGAUACCGCUUUGGACUCCGAACCUGAGGAUAUUGAAUCUGAUGAUGACGAGGUUGAAAAAGAAAUGAAAAGGAUGAGGAAAGCGCGUAGAAAGGCGAAACAAAAAUCGAAAACGUUACCAAAGAUAAAUUUGGACGAUUACGACAUGCCAGAAGACGACGGACAAGCAGAUUUGGUUAGCGAUGAAGACAGCGACGGGCACCUGAGUGAUUCAGAUACAGAAGAUGUCCUAGCACCGGAGAUAAAGUCCUGCCGUCAGCCGCUCUGGGUGCUUCCACUGUACUCAAUGCUUAGUUCAACAAAGCAAGCUCUUGUUUUUGAACCUCCCCCCGUUGGAGCAAGACUGUGUGUUGUCAGUACUGAUGUGGCUGAGACUUCACUAACUAUACCAGCCAUCAAAUAUGUCGUGGAUACAGGGAAAAAGAAAAUGCGGGUAUACGACCACACGACGGGUGCGAGCGCGUGGCGCGUGGUGUGGACGUCGCAGGCGAGCGCCGCGCAGAGGACGGGGCGCGCGGGGCGCACGUGCGCGGGGCACGCGUACCGCCUGUACAGCAGCGCCGUGUUCCAGCACGAGUGCGCGCCGCAGCACGCGCCCGACCUGUGCCGCCGCCCGGUCGACGACCUCGUGCUCAUGAUGAAGUGCAUGGGCGUCGACAAGGUUGUGAACUUUCCGUACCCUACGGCGCCAGAUAGAAUGCAAUUACGUUUGGCAGAACAACGACUCGAAGUUUUGGGUAUAUUAGAGAAAUAUGAAUCAGCGAAAACUAGGAAACGCCAUGACGGAGAGGUUCUCAAAGUGACUCCUCUCGGUAAAGCCGUGUCAGCGUUUCCGUUGCUGCCGCGCUACGGGAAGAUGUUAGCUCUCAGUCACCAGUUCAACUUGUUGCCCUAUACCAUCGCACUCGUAUCGGCGCUAACUGUUCAAGAGGUAAUGAGCGGCAAAGCAAACAGUUGGCCUGCCACUGGGAACACACUGCUAUUAGGGGAUCCGGGAGUCUUACUGAGAGCGGUAGGGGCCGCUGAAUACGCCUACGUACAAGGCGAGGAAGAAUUAUUCUGUGCGAAAUAUGGCUUAAGAGAGAAGGCAAUCAAAGAAAUACGCAAGCUUCGCAAACAGCUAACUUCCGAAAUAAAUCUCAGCAUUUCUGGAGUGAAUGUCAGGAUUGAUCCGGAAAUGAAGCCACCAGAUGAUAAACAAGCAAAGUUGUUGAGACAGCUUGUAUUAAGUGGUCUAGGCGACCAAGUUGGAAGAAAGAUAGGACUGGAUGAAGUUAAAGAGGGUGAAGAUAAAAGGAAAUUCAAAUAUGCGUACCACUGCAGUAAUUUAGACGAACCAGUAUUCCUUCAUUCCGAGUCGAUACUACGUAAGAAUAUACCAGAGUGGGUCGUGUACCAAGAGUUGUAUGAAACAGGGGGUGAAGAUAGAAAGAAAAUGGUCAUGAGGAACGUUACCGCUAUAGAACCAGAAUGGCUUCCAGUUUACGUUCCGAAGUUGUGUAAUUUAGGCGAACCUCUAUCAGAGCCAGAGCCUAGAUACGAUGAUGUAUCCGGCCGAGUGAAGUGUCACUUCAAAGGUACAUUCGGGAAGAGUUGCUGGGAGCUGCCCGUCGUCGAGAUCGAUUAUCCGGACAAAAUUGAAAGAUACAGAUGGUUCGCAAGAUUCCUCUUAGAGGGUAAAGUGUUUCCAAAACUGAAGAAAUACGCUUCAUCGUUGCUAUCGCCGCCUUCCACUAUGAUCAAGAGCUGGGCAAAGUUGCAGGCCAGGACAGAAGUUAUAUUAAAAGCAUUGAUUGCAAGAAGAGUCGGGACUAAAGACCAGUUAGAGAACGCUUGGAAGGAACAGUCUAAUUAUCUAUUGGAUGAGUAUCUGAAAUGGGUUCCCGAGUCUGCUCACAACGAAGUAACACUGUACUGGCCGCCUUUAUGAUAAUCUGUUCUUGAAUAUUUUGUAAAUAUUGUAAAUAAAUAUAUCAUUUAAUU
Molecule: messenger RNA, 3710 nt
Organism: Melitaea cinxia (Glanville fritillary)
Lineage: Eukaryota; Metazoa; Arthropoda; Insecta; Lepidoptera; Nymphalidae
Gene: kz
Product: probable ATP-dependent RNA helicase kurz
Exons: 19
Coding region: 76-3657 (1193 amino acids)
Biological process (GO): maturation of SSU-rRNA from tricistronic rRNA transcript (SSU-rRNA, 5.8S rRNA, LSU-rRNA)
Cellular component (GO): nucleolus; intracellular anatomical structure
Molecular function (GO): RNA binding; ATP binding
Source: RefSeq, a predicted model, not a curated record